Messenger RNA from Amaranthus tricolor (Joseph's coat), 2378 nucleotides. Its product is annotated as transcription factor bHLH74-like. Gene Ontology annotation, cellular component: nucleus. The transcript is spliced from 9 exons. Gene Ontology annotation, molecular function: protein dimerization activity; DNA-binding transcription factor activity. NCBI's taxonomy places the organism in Eukaryota, Viridiplantae, Streptophyta, Magnoliopsida, Caryophyllales, Amaranthaceae. The coding region runs from base 768 to 1973 and encodes 401 amino acids. The record is from RefSeq and is a predicted model, not a curated record. Gene Ontology annotation, biological process: regulation of DNA-templated transcription.
AUUUUACAGAAGGUAAAGCAAGAAAAAGGAUUGAAUAAGUUGUUAUGAAAUGAUUUUACCAAACAGGAGCAGUUGGCAGUGGUUAGACUGUAUUAAAAAAUUAUGAAUGUCACAAUUUGCUUGAGCAGGUAAGCAAUCUUUCAUCCCCUUAUUCCCUUUUCUCUCUCCUUCCUAUUAAUCAUUACUUACCCCUUUCUUUACUUUCUAUUUAGUACUACUAAAUUACUCUUAACCCAAUUAUUUUCACUGUGAUCUUCACCAUAUAUUCUGGAAUUUGAUACUUUUGUUGAGUUUUUGAUCUUAUAGUCUUAAUUCAACUAAACAUCUGUUUGAUGCUUUCUGGGUUUAUGAUUCUAUACCUGUUUUAGGGAAAAUUUCAAUACUUCUAAAAGGGAAUUUGAUGCUAAUUGAUCUUCUUUAAAUUACCCAUUUCAGAAUAUUAGCAAAGAAAACAACUUUUUCAAUUUGUUUAAUUUUCUUUCUUAUUUAGGUGUUUGAUUUGAUGUUUAUGCAAAUUCAAUGUCUCAUUAUUUUGGGAAUUAUUGAUAUUUAAAUAUCCAUUUGGAUUCCCACUGCCAUUCUGUUAAAGAAGUUGUCUUGAAUUUGAUCCUCGUUUUUUUGAUUAUAGAUAAAAAUAAAAUAAAAUAAAAUAAAAACCCAGUUCAAUUUUUUUUCUGGGUAUUGUAGAAUUUGAGAUUUUUAUACUGAAGAACAACAAAAGGUGCAGAAGAAGAAAGGGAAUCUGCUUUCUUUAUGCAAGUCUGAACAUGGGUGAUGAUGGUAAUAGUCAAAUGGGUUUUCAACAUAGUAGUGAUAUCAUGCUCAAUUCCCCAUCUUCUGGCAUGAACACAAGAUCCAUGACAUUAGGUUCAGUUUAUGGUUCUGGUUGGGAUCCCAUGGUUUCUCUUUGUCAAACUGAAAAUUUUCAUGCUGAAUUAACUAAAUCUUCCUCUUACCCUCUUUUAUUGGAAAACCAAGGGAUUAGUAAUUCACACAUCCAAAACUACCCAUCUGAUCCUAACCUUGUUCAAAUGUUACCCAAGCUCCCAAUGUUUGGGAACAGAAAUUUCCCUGAUAUGGCUAAUCCCUUUGGCCUUUCUGGGGGUUCACUCACUCCUAGUGCUCUGUUUCCUCAAGAUUAUGCCUCUAAUAGAAGUGGGUUAGAUGAGAAGACAUCGGAAAAUGCUACUCAAGCAGAGAGAGGCUGCCAAUUUAUCGAUGAGAGAGCUGUAGGUGUAUCACCGAAUGGCAAGAGGAAGCGAGAUUCUGAAUCUCCUCCGAUUAAUGAGAGUGCUGAUUUAGAAUCGCACAAAGACCGUCUAAGUGAUGCUUCGGGCCAGAAAGAACAGGACGAUAGAAAAAAGAAAAAUGACCAGAAGGAUGCUGGCAAUGCGUCGAGUAAGCAAGCAGGAAAACAAGUGAAAGAAGAUUCUCAAGGCGAAGAGGCCCCGAAACAAAAUUACAUUCAUGUGAGGGCUAGACGUGGUCAGGCGACAAAUAGUCAUAGUCUUGCAGAACGGGUGAGAAGAGAGAAGAUCAGCGAAAGAAUGAGACUUCUUCAAGAACUGGUUCCCGGGUGUAAUAAGAUUACUGGGAAAGCUGUUAUGCUUGACGAGAUAAUAAACUACGUGCAAUCACUCCAGCAGCAGGUUGAGUUUCUAUCAAUGAAACUUGCCACCGUGAAUCCUGAACUAAACUUUGAUAUCGAGCGUCUUCUAUCAAAAGAUAGUGUGCUUUCACGAGGCAGCGGCCCAUCUAUUCUCGGUUUCGACCAAGCCAUGGGCACCUCUCAUGCUUUCUCUCAGGGAAUUCAUCAAAGUUUAACGGCUAUCCCGAAAACAGCUGCACAUUAUCAUCACAUACCUCAGGCUGUUUGGGACACUGACCUACAAAGUCUUCUUCAAAUGGGGUUUGACUCUAACUCAGCUGUUACUGGUCUUGGACCAAAUGGUAACUCAAAGACUGAAAUGUAGGAUUAUUAUUAUGGGAGAUACGCAGGUUCUGAUCCAAUCUAACAGAAAAUUCAAUAUUUAGUUGAUUCAACUAGAAAACUGAAAACAGAGGGAAAAUAUGAAGUAUAUUUUUUGCAGAAAAAUGGAUAAUUAAGGCCUUAGUGUGUUGUUGUAUAGGUGUUCAGUUCCUGACUUUUCUUCGAGUUUUAGAGAAGAAGGCGACUUGUUAGAUUCAUGACUUCUUUGUAAAUUGAUAAGUUGUUUCGAAACCGGUUGAACAUUAUCAUUUUUUUCGUCCUAAGGGUAACUCGGUGAACACAAAGCUUUGGAAUGUUUCGAUUUGCAAUGUGGUUUGUAGGAAUCUUUAUGAUUUUGUAAAGGAAUCGAGUUCUAUUUUAAUAGUAUGAUGACUCAGAUUUGGUUUUU